AUGGCAUCAACUCUGGGCCAAAUCAUCCCCCUCAUCAUCGCCAUCGCCCUCCUCAGCGGCGGCGGCUGGGUCCUCUACCAAAUCUACCUCUCCUUCACCAAGAUGCGCGAGACCGCGUCCGAGCGCAUGGGCCGCAAGAACGUCGUCUUCACAAAGGACGGCGUCCGCGUCGGCGUCAAGCACAUGCAGAACGAGAAAUACGUCGACAAGACCCAGAGCUACGUCGUCAAGGCUUGGAAUCUGGGGACCGCGCAGAGAGACGAGGAGAUCAUCUUGGGAAAAUGCGGUGUGGAGGAGCUUCUUGUCGCCAAACUCAACGGCUGUCGCUGGAUUGAACAAGACAUCUAA
Messenger RNA from Trichoderma virens Gv29-8, 348 nucleotides. RefSeq lists its product as uncharacterized. The transcript has 3 exons. The coding region runs from base 1 to 348 and encodes 115 amino acids. The record is from RefSeq and is a predicted model, not a curated record. NCBI's taxonomy places the organism in Eukaryota, Fungi, Ascomycota, Sordariomycetes, Hypocreales, Hypocreaceae.